UCCUGGAAGAUGCUGAAGCCUUCUUGGAGCUGUCUUGGGACCCUGCUCAUGGCCCUGCUGUUUCAGACCUCAGAGUCGGUUUAUAAUCGGUGUCUGAGCGUCAGACAGUGUAAAGAUAAAGAGACACCAGGAAGUUUCAAUGAGUGCCUCAAAUCCUGCAGUCUGGACCGUGCACUCUAUGGAUCAAAUGACCUAAAACGUAGCACAAAGCAAAGAGAUAUCUACAGUGGCACCAUCAGUAGUGAUGAAGGGAAUGUGGACCAAAAGAUACGAGAGCUAAUGCAGGGGGACCUCCUGGACUUGGUCUCUCCAGGAAUUUGGGAAGAGGACAAAGAGGUGCAAGGAGAGGAUCUACCACUGAUCCGAAAAGCCAGACAAUUUGAUGCCAAAAGGUCCUAUUCCAUGCAACACUUCCGCUGGGGGAAGCCAGUGGGUAAAAAGCGGCGCCCUGUGAAGGUCUUUCCCAAUGGGGUGGAAGAAGAAUCUGCAGAGUCUUACCCUGUAGACUUCAAAAGGGACCUCUCCAUGAAGAUCGACUUCUCUGAUGUUCCUGAGCUAACUGAUGAUGACGUGGGGGAUACCCCAGGACCAAGUGGAGACAAAAAAAAGAAUGAAGGGGGAUACAGGAUGGAGCAUUUUCGGUGGGGUACCCCUCCCAAGAGGAAGAAUAAAAAUAAGGAUAAGAAUAAGCGGUAUGGAGGCUUCAUGGUUUCUGAGAAAAGUCAUACCCCUCUUAUGACACUGUUCAGAAAUGCCAUUGUCAAGAAUGCCCAUGAGAAGGGGCAGUAA
Molecule: messenger RNA, 789 nt
Organism: Vombatus ursinus (common wombat)
Lineage: Eukaryota; Metazoa; Chordata; Mammalia; Diprotodontia; Vombatidae
Gene: POMC
Product: proopiomelanocortin
Exons: 2
Coding region: 10-789 (259 amino acids)
Cellular component (GO): extracellular region
Molecular function (GO): hormone activity
Source: RefSeq, a predicted model, not a curated record